AUGAAAGUCGUGGCCAUCCUCGCAGCCUCACUGUCAAUCCUGGUCCCGCUCACCAGCGGACUGGGAUUAACAGACACUAUCACAUGGGGUGGUGACAACUCACGAACGGGCUAUCAAACAAGUCAUAACAUGGACCCGGCCAUUGUCGGCAGCAAUGACUUUGCCCAGAUCUUCAAGACGGCCCUCCCAGGACAAUACAAUGGCGCAUCAGAGCAAAUCUUCUCACAGCCCCUUGUUUACACACCAUCUGGCAACAACAGCCAGUAUGUGUACUUUGCGACUACGCAAAACAAUGUCUACAAGCUGGAUGCAAAGACGGGAAAGAUCCUCCUGUCCCGCAACUUGGCCAUUCCGUUUCUGACAGCCGAUCUGGAUGGCUGUGUCGACAUCAACCCCCUCAUUGGCAUCACGUCCACGGGAGUCAUCGACCCGGAUACCGACACGGUGUACUACAUGGCGAAGACGUAUGCCGACCAAAACGGAGGGACCGUCGCCCAGGGAAAGCCCAACGGCCGCUACUACCUGCAUGCUCUCAACGUCAACGACUUGACAGAGCGUCCCAACUUCCCGGUGGACCUCGAGGGCAUUGUCGCGCGCAACAACCCGAUUCGCAGCUUCAACGGCGGCAUCCACCACCAGCGGCCUGCCCUGCUCCACUCAGGUCAGUACAUUUACGCCGGUUUCGCGUCUCACUGCGUGCAGUACAACUUUACGGGCUGGCUCAUGGGCUUCGAUAAGACGACCGGCACCGUUGUUGAGCGGUACGCGACGGAGGGCGAUGGCGUGCCCAACACCACACCCGGCGGCGGUAUCUGGAUGUCUGGUGGUGGCCUUGCCUCAGACGACCAGGGCUCGCUCUUCUUUGGCACGGGCAACGGUUUCGCCUCGCAGCUCAGCACGAUUCCCGUGGCGGGCCGCAAUCCGCCCACCUCGCUCGAGGAGGCCGCUGUGCACAUGACACUCAACGACGACGGAUCCGUGACUCUUGUCGACUUUUUUAUGCCGCAGGAAAAACAAGCCUUGGACGGCGCCGACAAGGACCUGGGCACCUCGCCUCUGGAGCUCCUGCCAAGCGAGUUCUCCUGUGGCGCGAUCACGCACAUUGGUGUCAUCACGGGCAAGAGCGGCAAGACCUACUUCCUCAACCUCGACGACCUGGGCGGCUACCGCACGGGCACCAACAACGGCGACCGCGUCAUCCAGGUGUACCAGAACGAGAACUCGGUCUAUGCCGGCGCCGGGGUGUACCCGCUGGGCGGCGGCGGCGGUUACAUUUACAUCAACGUGAUCAAGUACCCCACACACGUCUUUCAGUUCUCGUGCGUCAACGGCGUGCCGUCGUUCAUCAAGGUGGCUGACAGCCCCGAGUCCAACGCUUACACUCUCGGUGUCAGCCACGGAACAGUGACGUCGCUCAACGGUGAAGAGGGCACGGGUCUGCUGUGGACGACUGAUGUCCAGGGGAACAACCUGCGCAUUUACAGCGCCAUUCCCCAGAAUGGCUACCUGACGGAGAUACGCAACUUCUCGGUGCCUGGCACCACCAAGUUCACGCGCGCCGUCUUCGGCGAUGGCCGCAUGUACAUGGGCACAACGCAGGGCUAUGUCUAUGGAUUUGGCGCGCCCACGACGCCGCCGCUGAACUGCACGACGCCAGUCAACUUUGGCACGCUGGACAUUGCCCACGCGGCCGCCACUGCCCAGGUCACUUGCACGGCCGUCAUUGCCACGACCGUAAAGUCGCUGACGCUUGACGGCCCCGACUUUACCAUCACGUCGACCACCACAUUCCCCGCCACCUUGGCCAAGGGAAGCACAUUCACCUUUACGGCCUCGUUCAAGCCGACCACAGUGGGCCUGUUGACCGGCACCGUGUCGAUUGCUACCAAAAACGGCGUCACUGGCUACGCGUCAACUACGUCUGUUCUGCUCCAGGGGACUGGCCUCAGUACAGGCGCGCUGUUCUCGGUUUCGCCGCCACUCUUGACAUUCACCAACGUCGUCAUCGGUGCCACGCCUAGCGGCGCCCAGGAGCCAGUCAUUUUCAGAAAUCUUGGCAACUCGACCCUCAGCAUCACGGACAUUCUCUUCUCCGAAACGAACGCCACGGGUCCUUGGGUGACGGGUUCUGCUACAGAAAACGGCACGCAGAUUGGUGACUUUACCUUCUCUGCUCUCCCUUCGACGAUUGCAGCGAACGGCGGCCAGAAUAUUGAGGUCACGUUUGAUCCCACUGCCGGCGGCAAUUUUACACUGUUCGUGCAAGUUGUGACCACCGGCGGCAACCAGACAUUCGAGAUCGACGCCAACGCCGGCCCUGGUGCCACCUGUCUGCUCGAAUUCCAGACAGCCGACGGCCUUGGCUGGGUCACGUACGAGAAGAAUGUGAACUUCACCUUUGGCAACGUCACGGAGAACACGUCGCGGUCGCUGCUCUUGCGCGUCACGAACAACGGCACCGCCGACGCCGUGCCCUUGUCCCUCACCGUGUCCAAGCCACCCUUUGGCGUGGCCGGCAUCAUUGGCGCCGCCAACCAGAUCGACCUCGCCGAGGGCACCAUCUUGAAGGCCGGCGAAAGCGCCACGGCCAGCCUCUACUGCGCCGUACCCAAGGAGCAAUGGAACACGGCUACGUACUACGGCGCCGCCAACUGGACCAUGAACACCAACGACCCCACCUGGGACAAACAGUACAUCCAGUUCGCGUGCGAGGCCGUUGCCGAGCAAGCCCCGCCUCUGCAAGCCGACGGCCAGGGUGUCUAUCGCUAUGUCGGCUGCUUCAAGGAGAACAACCCGGGUCGCCAGCUGCAGAAACAGCUCUACAGCAGCACGAACAACACAGCAGCCAUGUGCAUUGUCGCCUGCGCCGCCGGCAGCUACACGUACUGCGGUACCCAGUACAGCAGCGAGUGUUGGGCCGGCAACACCAUCCCCGUCCUUCAGGUGUCUGAGAACGACUGCAACUACCCGUGCUCGGGCAGCCUGGACCAGAUCUGCGGCGGCAAUGGCGUGGGUACGGACGCCGGUGGUGCCUACAUUUCCUUGUUCGCCGUCGGCGGGGCCAGCAACUCGAGCGAUCCGACACCGCCUCCCGGUGGACCUGUUGUCAACCCGGGCGACCACGGCUAUGUGAGCGUCGGCUGCUACCACGAGCCAUCCGCGGGCCGCGCGCUCACCAACCAGUUGUCUGUCUCGAACCAGACCGUCGACACGUGCCUUGCAGCUGCGGCUGUCGGCGGCUACACGUACGCCGGUCUCGAGUACGGCGGCGAGUGCUGGGUCGGCAACGCGCUGAACACUGGCGCUGCAGAGGUCAACCUGACGACAUGCUCCAUGACGUGCAACAACAACGGCUCCGAGUACUGCGGCGGCUCGCUCCUGCUCAACAUCUAUACGCUCAACAGCACGGCCGUGCUGCCGUCGUCGUCGUCGUCGUCGUCGUCGUCUACGACUGGUACCGGUAGUACAAGCUCCACGAUGCCGUCAUCCACACCUACGGGAGGGCCCGUUGUCAACCCGGGUGUCGACGGUUACCAAUACAUUGGCUGCUGGCACGAGCCAUCGACCGGCCGUGCCUUUAGCAAUCAACUGACCGUCUCGAAGGAAACCGUCGACACAUGUCUUGCUCUGGCCGCCAACGGUGGCUACAUCUUUGCCGGUCUCGAGUAUGGAGGCGAGACACCUCCUCCAGACAACAAGACGGAACUGUGUGGUGGAAGCCUCCUCCUCAACGUCUACCAGCGCAACACUUCGACGGCCGUGACGUCGGCCACGUCGUCGUCCCUGGGCGCCAUCAUCACGUCGUCACUCUCGACCGCUGUUUCUCCGGCCUCAGUCUUGACAUCGAGCACCUCCACGGCCGACCACGCCGCCAAACCUACCGUCGGCGACUGGGUCUACCAGGGCUGCUACACCGAAGGCUCUGCCGGCCGUGCUCUCGCGGCCUUGUCGCAAACGAACAACGACAUGUCCUACGAGGAGUGCGCCAGCUACUGUGUCGACUACGCCUACUUUGGCGUCGAGUACGGCGACCAGUGCUACUGCGGCAAUUUUUUGGCCACCGGCAGCGUCCCGACCGCGGAGACGGACUGCUCCACGUAUUGUGCGGGAGACGCCGCAGAGCUCUGCGGUGCCGGCAACCGCCUGAAUGUGUACCUGCAGACCGGUGCGCGCACGGGACCGCCCGCGCCCAAGCCCCGUCUGGCCGCCACCGACUUUGUGUAUCAGGGCUGCUACACCGAGGUCACCGCGGGCCGCGCGCUGGGGUCGGCGUCCGUCUCGGCAGCCAACAUGACCUACGAGGCCUGCGCGGCCUACUGUCUGUCGGGCACCGCUACCCGCUACACCGUGUUUGGCGUCGAGUACGGCACGCAGUGCUACUGCGGCGACGCGCUGGCCGCCGGCAGCGUGCAAACAAACGAGAGCGCGUGCACCAUGGCCUGCGGCGGCGAUGCCUUUGAGCUCUGCGGCGGCCCGGGCCUGUUGAAUGUGUACAGCUACUCACCGGCGGCGGUCUCCUCCUCCUCCUCCUCCUCCUCCUCGUCGUCGUCGUCGUCUUCGUCGUCAAGCAGUACGCCAGGCUCAUCAUCGUCACCCAGCUCCUCCUCGGUGGUGGCCCCGACCGCACCGCCAGCGUCCGUGUCGCCCACUUUGACGUCGUCUGCUGCGGCGUCAUCGACUUUGGUGUCCACUACUUCGACAUCGUUUUUCUCUCUUGAGAGCCAGUUUUCCUCGUCUUCAGCAGGCUCCCAAUCCGUCCCUUCAAACACUGUGCCUUCUUCGUCGACUUCGUCGUCUGCCUCAACUUCGUCUGUGGCCAAGCCAUUUGCCAGUCUCUUCUCCUCGGUUGCCGUCUCGACAUCUUCAAGCCUCCGUGAUGGAGCAACCCCGCCAUCCUCGGCCCUUUCUUUGUCUUCGUCUUCGUCUUCAGCAAUUUCGACGCCGGUUAUCGCAACUGGUAAUGUCAAUUUUACGGUCCUCCACUGCUACCUGGAACCGUCGUCGGGCCACCUGCUGUCAGACCUUGUCGUGCAGAACCGGACAACCAUGUCGGUCGAGUUGUGUUUGGGUACAUGCUGGGACCACCAGUACGCAGGCCUCGAGAACGGCGAUCAGUGCUGGUGUGGCGACACGUUCAACCCAAGGAACAGCAGCGCCGUGAACGAGACUCUGUGCAAUGUUGCGUGCCCAGGUAAUACCACGGAGUACUGUGGCGCAGAGAAGACGAUGUUGGUGUACAAUCUGACACGGCUUGACUAG
This is a messenger RNA of Sporothrix brasiliensis 5110, 5259 nucleotides long. RefSeq names its product legume lectin domain containing protein. The coding region runs from base 1 to 5259 and encodes 1752 amino acids. Lineage: Eukaryota; Fungi; Ascomycota; Sordariomycetes; Ophiostomatales; Ophiostomataceae. The transcript has 2 exons. The record is from RefSeq and is a predicted model, not a curated record.